This is a messenger RNA of Salmo salar (Atlantic salmon), 3684 nucleotides long. RefSeq names its product NLR family CARD domain-containing protein 3. The record is from RefSeq and is a predicted model, not a curated record. Gene Ontology annotation, molecular function: protein binding. NCBI's taxonomy places the organism in Eukaryota, Metazoa, Chordata, Actinopteri, Salmoniformes, Salmonidae.
GGGUUUUAUGGGAAAACAUAAAAAACAUGAGAAGGGUGUCAAUUGGGGACAUGCGCACAACAAAGAAACUCCACCUCCAAAUAUAACAGGCACUGCAAGGGGUCGAUAAUUUGAGAGGGGAAGCGCUCUCUCUAGAAUGAGUCUCUCUGGGGAGGAGGAUGGGGAAAGCAGUCCCUCUAGUAUCAGUGAAGAAAUUGAAAAGGAAGCCACUGCUUCUAGAAUGAGUCCCUCAGGGAGUGAGGGAGAAAUAUCCCAUAAAAAUAGUUUUCCUGCAGAACAGGACACUGACAGUCAACUUAAGAGGAUCAAGACAGACCGACCAGUCUCACCUGUACCUAGCUGUGUCUCCAUGAAGAGUGACCAGUCGAUGGGACUUCCUAUUCUCUUUAGGAAAGCAGACCUUUCCACUGAGCAAAGCAGUAUCUCUGAGGAGAAUGACCAGUCAAUGGAUAACCAACCCAGAGGCCCUACUGAUGACAAAGUGUACGCAACUGUUUUCACUAAGACAGAAAUACAGAAGAAAAUGAAAUCCUACUUGAAGAAUAGGACAUAUUCUUUAUUUGAGGGCUUUGAAGAUGCAGGAAAAACGACACCUCUUAACAACAUCUACACAGAGCUCUACAUCACACAAGGUGGAAGUGGAGAGGUCAAUAAUGAACAUGAGGUGACACAGAUUGAGACAGCAUGCAGUUGUCAAGUAGAACAAGAGACAUCAAUCCAACUCAAUGACAUCUUCAAACCCUUACCUGGACAAGACAAGCCUAUCAGAACAGUGCUGACAAAGGGAGUUGCUGGCAUUGGAAAAACAGUGUCUGUGCUGAAGUUCAUGUUGGACUGGGCUGAAGGAAAAGCAAACCAAGACAUCCAGAUCCUCUUUCCACUUCCUUUUCGGGAUCUGAACUUGAUGAGAGAUACAAAUCAAAGUCUAAUAGAACUACUUCAUCACUCCUUUAUAGAAACAAAAGAAUCAGAAAUCUCAGAAAAUGAAAAUGUUGUGUUUGUUUUUGAUGGUCUGGAUGAAUGUCGCCUUCCUCUGGACUUCCAGAAUAAUAAGAUCUGCAGUGAUAUCACAGAGUCAACUUCAGUGGAUGUGUUGCUGACAAACCUCAUCAAAGGGAAUCUGCUUCCCUCUGCUCACAUUUGGAUAACCACCCGACCUGCAGCAGCCAAUCAGAUCCCUCCUGAGUGUGUUGACCAGGUGACAGAGGUACGAGGGUUCAAUGACCCACAGAAGGAUGAGUACUUCAGGAAGAGAAUCAGUGAUGAGGACCUGGCCAGCAGAAUCAUCUCACACAUAGAGACAUCAAGGAGUCUCCACAUCAUGUGCCACAUUCCAGUGUUCUGUUGGAUUUCAGCCACUGUCCUAGAGAGACUAUUGGUUGAAGCAGAGAAUCGCGAGAUCCCCAAGAAUCUGACUCAAAUGUACGCUCACCUCAUGAUCUUCCAGUCAAAACUGAGGAGUCAGAAGUAUCCUGUAGAGCAUGCCAACAAUUCUCACUGGGAUAAAGAGAUGACUCUGGCACUGGGAAAGCUGGCUUUUCAACAGCUAGAAAAAGGCCAUCUGAUAUUCUAUGAGGAAGACCUGAGCGAGUGUGGCAUUGAUGUCAAGGAUGCGUCAGUGUACUCUGGAGUGUGCACUCAGAUCUUCAGAGAAGAGUCUGGGCUUAACCAGAUAAAGGUGUACUGCUUUGUCCAUCUGAGUAUCCAGGAGUUUCUGGCUGCACUAUAUGUGUUUCUCAUGUUUACUAAUGACAACAACAAUCUGAUGGCUAAAGAGAAAUCCCUCCGCAACAAAAGCAGUCUAUAUGAAGAUGCAGUGGACCAUGCCUUGCAGUUUGAAAAUGGCCAUCUGGACCUUUUCCUCCGCUUCCUUCUAGGCCUUUCACUGCAGUCCAAUCAGCAUCUCCUACAAGGCCUACUGUCACCAACAGGAAGCGGCUCACAGAGCAACAAGGAAACAGUCAGGUACAUCAAGGAGAAGAUCAGAAAGAAACUCCCUCUGCAGAGGUGCAUCAAUCUGUUCCACUGUCUGAAUGAACUGAAUGACCAUUCUCUAGUGGAGGAGAUCCAAAGCUUCCUGAGAUCAGGAAGUAUCUCAGAAGUCAAACUCUCACCUGCACAAUGGUCAGCUCUCAUCUUUGUGUUGCUGACUUCAGAAAAGGAGCUGGAUGUGUUUGACCUGAAGAAACACAUCAGAUCAGAUGCGGCUCUUCUCAAACUUCUCCCAGUUGUCAAAUCCUCUAGAACAGCCCUGCUGAACGAAUGUAAACUCACCAAGAAAAGCUGUGAGGCAAUAGCUUCUGUUCUCAAAUCAAACUCAUGCUGUCUGAGAGUGCUGGACAUGAGUGGCAAUAAACUCCAGGAUUCAGGAGUGAAGCUGCUCUCUGCUGGACUGGAGGAUUCACACUGUAAACUGGAGACAUUGAAGCUGGCAGGCUGCAGCAUCACAGAGGAAGGCUGUACUUAUCUGGCUUCAGCUCUGAGGUCAAACCCCUCACACUUGAAAGAGCUGGACCUGAGUGGAAAUACUCCAGGAGACUCUGGAGUAAAGCUGCUCUCUUCUGUACAAGAGGAUCCCCUCUAUAAACUGGAGACACUGAGGUUAAACGAUUGAGUCAGUGAAGGAAUGGCUUCAGCUCAAUGUCCUUGGUUGUGGGAGUGCGCUGCAGUUAAAUGCAUCUGGGACAGUUCCAAAAUUAAUUUCAAAGUGCAUGAAUAUAAAUAUUCAAUGCUUCUAAAUCGACAAUGAUAGCUCCUUGAAUCAAUCAGCCCUGGCGAAGUGGUGCUAGGAAAAUAACCUCAACAAACACAUCACUGGGGGCACACUGCCUGUCCUCCAGGACAUCUACAGCACCCGGUGCCACAGGAACACCAAGAAGAUCCUCAAGGACCUCAGCCACCCGAGCCACGGCCUGUUCACCUCGCUGCCAUGUAGAAGGCGGAGACAGUACAGGUGCAUCAGUUGGUAGAGCAUGGUGUUUGCAACGCCAGGGUUGUGGGUUCGAUUCCCACGGGGGACCAGUACGGGGGAAAAAUGUAUGCAUUCACUACUGUAAGUCGCUCUGGAUAAGAGUGUCUGCUAAAUGACUAAAAUGUAAAGCCGGGACAGAGAGACUGAAAAACGGCUUUUAUCUCCAGGCCAUCAGACUGUUAAUUAGGGGGGAGGGUGGGUGGUUGGAUGGGUGUGGCUAGAGAAAUGGGAUGAGAGGUUGAGACCCACUUUUUGUUUUCUUGUUUGAAUAUUGUAACGGUGUUCUGUUUAUGUUGCUUGUUAGUGGAGUGUGUUCUGUUAGCUUAGUAAAAGCCCUCCUUUAUAAUGACAUGUUAUAUCCAUCAUGUCUAUACAUAUUGACUGUAGUUCAGUGUUACUAUAGUCAGCUUCUUUAACUCAACAACCUUAUAGUCUUCCUAGUAACCUCUACAUCUUACCAAACUUUACUUCAGUGUAUUAGAUGUCUCAGGAUUGUCGUGUGUUGUACACUGCUUUGAUUUUUAUUGUAGCACCUUGGCUUUUUGAAAAUGUAGCAUUUCUUACAUUCUGUGACCCUGUGUGUUAAUCUAUGGUAAACUGUAUUUCAUCUUCAUAUGAAGUAAAGCUGUUAUUCAUGUGUCUGUGAUUAAUUGAAUUACAGCUAUGAAUGUUCAUACAGUAAUAAAUAAGUCUACCUGUGUGGACUCAAGGCC